Mesoplodon densirostris (Blainville's beaked whale) is the source of this 626-nucleotide messenger RNA. RefSeq names its product protein dpy-30 homolog. Lineage: Eukaryota; Metazoa; Chordata; Mammalia; Artiodactyla; Ziphiidae. Gene Ontology annotation, cellular component: Set1C/COMPASS complex. The record is from RefSeq and is a predicted model, not a curated record. The transcript has a single exon. Bases 82 to 381 code for a protein of 99 amino acids.
GGUGGCGCGGUGCAGGGCUCUUAGGAACGAACGGCUUGGGCGCGGACUGGUAUCCGGGGACUGUGACUUGCAGGGUCCACCAUGGAACCAGAGCAGAUGCUGGAGGGACAGACGCAGGUUGCAGAAAAUCCCCACUCUGAGGACGGUCUCACAGACAACGUCGAGAGGAUAGUAGAAAAUGAGAAAAUUAAUGCAGAAAAGUCAUCAAAACAGAAAGUGGAUCUCCAGUCUUUGCCAACUCGUGCCUAUCUGGAUCAGACAGUUGUGCCUAUCUUAUUACAAGGACUUGCUGUGCUUGCAAAGGAAAGACCACCAAAUCCCAUUGAAUUUCUAGCAUCCUAUCUUUUAAAAAACAAGGCACAGUUUGAAGAUCGAAACUGACUUAUUGGGAAGAACAGAAAAAUUUGGUUUCCACUGUAGAUUUACAUGAUUAAGAGGCAACUUUAAUUGCCAUGAUUUCCCCCCCCCCCCCCCAUUUUGGAAGUAUAAGAAUCAUCAGGACAGCAGAACUUAUUUUGGAGUUGCAGAAGAAGACAUAUCUCCCUUAUUGAUUUAAUCACAUACUUAUUUAAUGAGUGUAUUCUGUGCAAUUUUUUCUCAGAUUGUCUUUAACUUUGUUUUUAAAA